Messenger RNA from Ipomoea triloba (trilobed morning glory), 767 nucleotides. Its product is annotated as oleosin 1-like. Bases 51 to 506 code for a protein of 151 amino acids. NCBI's taxonomy places the organism in Eukaryota, Viridiplantae, Streptophyta, Magnoliopsida, Solanales, Convolvulaceae. The record is from RefSeq and is a predicted model, not a curated record. Gene Ontology annotation, cellular component: membrane; monolayer-surrounded lipid storage body. Gene Ontology annotation, biological process: lipid storage. The transcript has a single exon.
AACUAACUACCUAUAAUCUCGCGAGCUUAAUUAGCUUCGAAUUUGCAUCAAUGGCGGCCGAGCGUUACGGGCAGAACAGGGACGACGCCCUGCAGCUGAACCAGCAGCAACAGCAGCCGCCGAAAUCGUACGGCGCCGUGAAGACGGCGACGGCGGCGACGGUCGGCGGCUCGCUGCUGGUCCUCUCGGGGCUGACGUUGGCCGGGACGGUGAUUGCGCUCACGGUGGCGACGCCGCUGUUCGUGAUCUUCAGCCCCGUGCUCCUGCCGGCGGCGAUCACCGCUUUCCUGUUGAUCACCGGAUUCCUGUCCUCCGGCGGGUUCGGACUGGCGGCGAUUAGUGUUCUGUCGUGGAUGUACCAGUACAUGACCGGAAAGCGGCCGCCGGGGGCGGAGCAGUUGGAUUAUGCGAAAGGGAGAUUGGGGAUUAGGGCGAGGGAGAUGAUGAGAGACAAGGGAGAUAACUAUAAUGUUCAGCCGCAGGUAACCACCACCACCACCGCCUGAGUUCUCCGUUGCCGGCGGCGGGCGAGAGUCGAGGAUCUGAUGUGGAGUUUAUUACAGCCAUGAUUGGUUUAUCAUGCAUUCAAAGUUAAUGUUGUAUCUGCAGUUUCAUUUUCUUUCUUUGUUUUUAUGGUAAAACCUUAAUUUAAUGUAAUAAUGUUUUUCAUCUUUGUUUCAGUUUGUGGUUAUCAUUUGUGUUGAGUUGUUGGUCAGAUGUGUAAUAUAAUCUUUUCUUUAAUGCUUUGAAAAUAAAGUUCAGGAGCC